Molecule: messenger RNA, 2745 nt
Organism: Engraulis encrasicolus (European anchovy)
Lineage: Eukaryota; Metazoa; Chordata; Actinopteri; Clupeiformes; Engraulidae
Gene: meox1
Product: mesenchyme homeobox 1
Exons: 3
Coding region: 1186-2040 (284 amino acids)
Biological process (GO): positive regulation of transcription by RNA polymerase II; somite development
Cellular component (GO): nucleus
Molecular function (GO): RNA polymerase II cis-regulatory region sequence-specific DNA binding; DNA-binding transcription factor activity, RNA polymerase II-specific
Source: RefSeq, a predicted model, not a curated record
GUGAGAGAGAGAGAGAGAGAGAGAGAGAGAGAGAGAGAGAGAGAGAGAGAGAGAGAGAGAGAGGCAGACAAGAGAGAGAAUUAAGAGAUAAAACCAUUUCUGAUCGUGUGUGAGGGUGGGUGUGUGAGAAAGAAAGAGAGAGUUUGUAUAUGUGUGUAUGUGUGUGGAGUGCAAGUGGAUGUGGCACUGACAGAGAUCCAGGGAAGCCACUUCAACACGUCACACCUUAAGAGAGUGAGAGAGCGAGUGAGGGAGGGAGAGAGAGAGAGAGGGAAGGAGGGAGGGAGAGAAAGUCAGACAGAGUUAGAGUUACACCACCACAACUGGAGAGAGAGAGAGUGUGUGUGUGUGCUCAUGCUCAUGCUCCCACCACAAAACUUUCAGACUUCACAAUCUCAGUCAGACACAGAGAGGAAGGAAUAAAGACAGGACAGAAGGGAUAGGGGGAAAAAAGAGAGGGAAAGAAGGAAAGAGGGUGGAAAACGAGUAGAGAGAGUGAUAUUUCCACAGGUUGACGCUAUUUUUUUUGGGUUGAGCUUGAGCCAUGGUGAUGUGCCUUUACUAAAGCAGCAGCCCUGAUAAGGAGAAGUGGAGAAGCGGAUACUCCCCGAGCACCAUUACCUCAGCGCCACCACCGGCAACGACCAGCUGAUCUUUUGCACGCCACCGUCUCUACAUCUGUGCGUCUCGCCGUCGUCUCUUUUGCACUCUCCGUCUGGACUGUGUGUGUGUCUCACCACACACACACACACACACACACACACACACACAGAGCCCUUAGCUGGCUUGUUGGGUUGCCGCACAUUGCUUUUGGUGGGUGCUCCGCUCACUCGCUUGCUUGCGUGUGAACCCAUGUGUGAGCCUGUGUGAGAAGGUGAGGAGGACUUUUACUUCUUCUACAUACUUCUGGGAGAGGUGCAGUCUGUGUUUUCUUUUUUCUCAUCUUCUGUGAACCGGCAGACAAAAGACGAAACACAAGUUGGACCCAAUUCUGAACCAGAACCCAUUCACCUACCAAAUUCUUUGCCUCGUCUCAACAAAGGCGCCAGCAGUUUCCACCAUAAGACUUAGCGCCACCACUACUACCACCAGGACGACCAUAACCACUAUCAAAGGCGGUUUGUCCACCAGCAACAACCAACGACACCAGCACCAGCACCAGGACCUCCAGUUCCAGCUCCAGCCAUGGACCAGCCAGCCAGCAGCUGCAUGCGCAGCUCCCACCCGGCCAACCCCAUCUGGGGCUGUGUGCGCACCCCGCACUCCGGCGUCCCCUCCGGCGGCCUGCAGCCCUACCAGCAGGCCGGGCCCUUCUCCCUGCACCAGAAGCCCGACUUCCUGGCCUACACGGACUUCUCCAGCUCCUGCCUGGUGCCCUCGCCGCACGCCUACCCCCGCGCCGACGACAGACUCUACCCGGCCGAGGCCCACGCCACCGCCACGGCCGCCGCCGUCGCGGCAGCCACCGGGUACCAGUCCGGCAGGCCUGCUGUGGACUGGCAGUUCGGGCCCUGCGAGCCCAGGGGCGUCCGGGGCGGGCAGGAGCCGUGCCAGGGCGCUGGAGGGGUCGGCGUUGGCGGUGGGGUGGUAGGGGGCACAGAGAUGGACAGUGCUGGUGGGGCAGCUGGGGGGGACUCCAGGCUGCCGGGAGGUGGGGGCCUGGAGGGGGACUACUCGCCACAGGGCCUGGGAGCGGCCGGAGACGCGGACAAGAAGAUGUCGAAGAAGAAGAAGGACAUUACAGAUAUCCAGGACUCCAACUACAAGGGCGACUCCAACUGCAAGGCCAGGAAGGAGCGUACGGCGUUCACGAAAGAGCAGCUCAGGGAGCUCGAGGCGGAGUUUACCCAUCACAACUACCUGACACGUCUCCGUCGCUACGAGAUUGCCGUCAACCUCGACUUGACCGAGAGACAGGUAAAGGUAUGGUUCCAGAACAGGAGGAUGAAGUGGAAGAGAGUGAAGGGAGGACAGCCUGCUUCCCCUCAUGACCUGGAAGGUGAUGACCUGGACUCAGCUGCAUCACCCAGCUCAGAGUAAUGAAGAAAAGGCAAGAAGAAAAAGAAGAAAAUUGGGCCUCCACUCCACUAUUUUUUGUUUUUGUAUUGUUUUUAAAUCUUGUUCAAAGAGCUUUAUGAGACAGAGAUACUGUGUUGAUCAAUACGCCUGUCCAUUCGUCGAGGAGUAAAGAAGGGAAAUGAUGAAGAAGAAGAACAGGCCUCCACUACAUCUUUUUUAUUUUGGUUUAUCUUUUUUAAUUGUGUGCAAAUAACUCUAUGAGACAUCAUGAUUGUCCAUACGUCAGAGAAGGGGGAUAAGAACAAAUCGGGCCUCCUCUGAGUCUUUAUUUUGUUUUCGUUUAUUUUUUUUAAUUGCGUGCUAACAACGCUGUGAGACACCAUGAUGGUCCAUACGCCUGUCCUUUCAUCAGGCGGUAGGACAGUUGGAAACGGGGUUGCUUUUUGAGAGUGCUUGCACAUGACUUUUUUUUGGGAACAAGCCUCUUUUCUGCCCCCAUGUGUUUUUUUUAUCCCGAAUGUGCCACCAGAGACCACUCCACAUGUUUCGCUGACUGAUCUGGAGGCGGUAAUGAUGAUGAACCAGUAAUGAACUAAAGAUGAAUGGCCAUCACUUUGUCUUUUGUUUUCAUUGUUUUUCUUCUGUUUAUAACCACAGCGUUUGUUGAGGAACCUGUGGAGGACCUGAACUUUCGAAGAAUCUGAGAGUGCUACACCACUGCGCACA